Messenger RNA from Chinchilla lanigera (long-tailed chinchilla), 2030 nucleotides. RefSeq names its product FUN14 domain containing 1 (gene Fundc1). Lineage: Eukaryota; Metazoa; Chordata; Mammalia; Rodentia; Chinchillidae. The transcript is spliced from 5 exons. The coding region runs from base 191 to 658 and encodes 155 amino acids. Gene Ontology annotation, biological process: autophagy of mitochondrion. Gene Ontology annotation, cellular component: mitochondrial outer membrane. The record is from RefSeq and is a predicted model, not a curated record.
GCUGAGAGAAGUAGGCGGGGACUGAGCAACGAUCCGGGAAGAGGAGAAGGAGGAGGCGGAGAAGGGAAAAGAAAAGGAGGAAGGGAAAAAAAGAGACCAUAGAUUCCUCCCUUGGCCUAGAGCGGCCCUUAAAGUGCAGGGGAGAGGAGGGCGGGCGGGGACCACCCCAGAACUGGCCGCCGGAGGUAUCAUGGCGUCCCGGAACCCCCCUCCCCAAGAAUAUGAAAGUGAUGACGACUCUUACGAAGUGUUGGAUUUAACAGAGUAUGCAAGAAGACACCACUGGUGGAAUCGAGUGUUUGGCCACCGAUCAGGACCUAUGGUAGAAAAAUACUCAGUAGCUACCCAGAUUGUAAUGGGUGGCGUGACUGGCUGGUGUGCAGGAUUUUUAUUCCAGAAAGUUGGGAAACUUGCAGCAACGGCAGUAGGUGGUGGCUUUCUUCUCCUACAGAUUGCCAGUCACAGUGGCUAUGUUCAGAUCGACUGGAAGAGAGUUGAAAAAGAUGUAAACAAAGCAAAAAGACAAAUUAAGAAACGAGCAAAUAAAGCAGCACCUGAAAUCAACAAUGUAAUCGAAGAAGCAACCGAAUUUAUCAAACAGAACAUUGUGAUAUCCAGUGGAUUUGUGGGAGGGUUUUUGCUCGGCCUUGCAUCCUAAGGACAUGAACGACCCUUCCUAGGGGAUCCAACUGUGAGAAGAGAGCGGCAGCAGGGUGACCUCUCAGCAACACAAGCCGCCGGAGGCUCCCGAGAAGGGGAGACAACUUGCUGGACAGUCCCCAAUUCACAACUUCGCAUUUUGCCAUCUGAAGCUUGGCAAACAAGUAUCUGCUGUCCAACAACCUGUGUGGUAUUUGAAUAAUAGUAUUCUUGAGCAAAACAUGGCUUUUGGCAUUUUUUUUUAAAAAUUGCAUCUGUUUAGAAACUAGCAGUAAGAUACCACUGUUAGAUAUGGAUAUGAGAAAAGAAUCUGUUGGCUGUAUCUCACAGUGAAACAUUAUCCUUUUUUAUUUAAAUGAGAUGUUCAUUGUGCUUUGUACUGAUGUUCCAGUACAGUGCCGAUAGUCAAAACCGUGUCUCAUAGCUUCAGUAGUAGGGCUGACUUUUCUCUAAGAUACGUUUGCAGUAAAUGUGAAGAGUUGCAAUGCCCUUUUGUGGGAGGCGUUAGAAAUAAGAGAAUUAUUAAAGAUACUAAAUAGAUUCUGCUGAUGUAAUACCAGUCCUUAGGUUAUUUUCUCUGCAUUUCUUCCCUGCACUGCUUUUCAAAAAAGGCUCUUCUAAGGAAAUACUACAACAUGUCUAAAGCUCUUUUUCCUUUUUUGACAUCUGUAGUUUUAAAAAUAUCUUCUCGUAUGUUACCUUCUAAUUUUUGUAUUUGUUUAUCCUGGCAGCCUGGGCAGAACUAAUUUUGGGUGUACAUAUAGUUGGGUCAUUGAUUCAUUUUAUUAACUCUGAAAGUACAUCUUUUUUAAAACUCCUAGUUAUUAUUUUGGCCUCUCCAUACUGUCUGAAGAAUUGACUUUCUAUGUAAUCAUGAAAUUGUACCGAAAGAGAUUGUCUCCCUGACCGAGUCUAAGAUUAAGAACUAUGGCUUCCAGGCUUUUGGCAGCGUUGUGUUUCCUGAACACUAGGCCAACUUACCUGUUUUUCGGGGCCAGCAUCAUACCCUGUCAGUCUUUUCCCCCCAAACCUUUCCGGAGUGUUAAUGUUGUCCAUAGAAUUCUAGGUUGCAAUGGAGAAAGACAGCCGAACAGCGUGGAUUGGUGUGUUCAGAUUGGAAAGACUGCAGAUACUGUAUCGAGACCAUCUUCGUUUGCUGGGAGGUCUCCAUAGCGCGUAUACUGUGUGUGUUAUAGACAUGUGACGCUUCAUACUUGGAAGAUUGGUUACAGGCUUUUUGCUUUUAUUUUCCUGAGCCUCCUUAAAAUUGAAUGUGAGAUCCAUCUUUCAUUUCUUCUUUUGUUCUCAUAGUGCCUCAGAUAUAAUGCUAAAUAAACCUUUCUUAAUAUGAAGUAACUUUGCUUAUGAAA